GAGGGGGCGAGGGCGGGCUCCGAGGAAGGAGGACGAAGGAGAAGAUGGCGGCCGGCUCGCCUCAGGCCUGGUCUGUGUUCGUGAGGCGGGAAGGAAGGCGGCGGAGGGAAGAGGACGGAGAGGCCGAGAGAGAGAGAGAGAGAGAGAGAGAGAGGACAAGAGAGUUCUCUGGAGCCACCCCUGCCGUGAUGGGAAACGAACCAGCUUCUAGUCGAUAUUAAGGCAUUUGGAAACCAAAGUGUAGUAAGGAAACCAGUCCUCUAGGAAAAAGGAUUCCUCUCAAGGGGCUGAUCCUGCUGAAUUCCUACAUUCACUUUGGAUUCUAGAGUAGAACCAUAGAGUCGGAAGAGACUGCAUGAGGCACCCAGUCCAGGCCUCUGCCGUGCAGGAAAAGCCAAAGUACCCCUGACAGAUGAGCAUCUAGCCUCUGUUUAAAGGAUUCCAAAGGAGCCUCCACUGCAUUUUGAGGCAGAGAGUUCCACUGCUGAACAGCUCUAACAGUCAGGAAGUUCUUAAUGUUCAGAUGGAAUCUACUUUCCUGUAAUUUGAACCCAGUGCUGUGAGUAAUCAGAAAGGGAAAAACAAGAAUCAAGUGUCCUUAUUGAAAUUAAAUGUACAUAACAUUGUUGACAUGGAGGAGAAAGCAUAUAAAUGUAUUGAAUGUGGAAAGAGCUUUAGUCAGCGUGGAAAGCUGAAGAGACAUCAAAGGACUCACACUGGAGAGAAACCCUAUAAAUGCCUGGAGUGUGGACAGAGCUUCACUCAUACUUCAGGCCUACGUUCACAUCAAAGGACCCACACUGGAGAGAAACCCUAUAAAUGCCUGGAGUGUGGACAGAGCUUUGCUCAUAGUUCAGGCCUACGUAGACAUCAAAGGACUCACACUGGGGAGAAAACCUAUAAAUGCCUGGAGUGUGGACAGAGCUUUGCUCAUAGUUCAGGCCUACGUAGACAUCAAAGGACUCACACUGGGGAGAAAACCUAUAAAUGCCUGGAGUGUGGACAGAGCUUCACUGAGAAGGGAAGCUUGCAUAAACAUCAAAGGAUUCACACUGGGGAGAAACCCUAUAACUGCCUGGAGUGUGGACAGAGCUUCACUGAGAAGGGAAGCUUGCAUAAACAUCAAAGGAUUCACACUGGGGAGAAACCCUAUAACUGCCUGGAGUGUGGACAGAGCUUCACUCAGAAGGGAAGCUUGCAUAAACAUCAAAGGAUUCACACUGGGGAGAAACCCUAUAAAUGCCUGGAGUGUGGACAGAGCUUUGCUCGUAGUUCAGGACUACGUUCACAUCAAAGGACCCACACUGGGGAGAAACCCUAUAACUGCCUGGAGUGUGGACAGAGCUUCACUGAGAAGGGAAGCUUGCAUAAACAUCAAAGGAUUCACACUGGGGAGAAACCCUAUAACUGCCUGGAGUGUGGACAGAGCUUCACUGAGAAGGGAUGCUUGCAUAAACAUCAAAGGAUUCACACUGGGGAGAAACCCUAUAACUGCCUGGAGUGUGGACAGAGCUUUGCUCGUAGUUCAGGACUACGUUCACAUCAAAGGACCCACACUGGGGAGAAACCCUAUAACUGCCUGGAGUGUGGACAGAGCUUCACUGAGAAGGGAAGCUUGCAUAAACAUCAAAGGAUUCACACUGGGGAGAAACCCUAUAAAUGCCUGGAGUGUGGACAGAGCUUUGCUCGUAGUUCAGGACUACGUUCACAUCAAAGGACCCACACUGGGGAGAAACCCUAUAACUGCCUGGAGUGUGGACAGAGCUUUGCUCAUAGUUCAGGCCUACGUAGACAUCAAAGGACUCACACUGGGGAGAAAACCUAUAACUGCCUGGAGUGUGGACAGAGCUUCACUGAGAAGGGAAGCUUGCAUAAACAUCAAAGGAUUCACACUGGGGAGAAACCCUAUAACUGCCUGGAGUGUGGACAGAGCUUUACUCAGAGUUCAGGACUACGUUCACAUCAAAGGACCCACACUGGAGAGAAACCCUAUAACUGCCUGGAGUGUGGACAGAGCUUCACUCAGAGUUCAGGACUACGUUCACAUCAAAGGACCCACACUGGAGAGAAACCCUAUAAAUGCCUGGAGUGUGGACAGAGCUUUGCUCGUAGUUCAGGUCUACGUUCACAUCAAAAGACUCACACUGGAGAGAAACCCUAUAACUGCCUGGAGUGUGGACAGAGCUUCACUCAGAGUUCAGGACUACGUUCACAUCAAAGGACCCACACUGGAGAGAAACCCUAUAAUUGCCUGGAGUGUGGACAGAGCUUUACUCGAAGUUCAGGUCUACGUUCACAUCAAAGGACCCACACUGGAGAGAAACCCUAUAACUGCCUGGAGUGUGGACAGAGCUUCACUCAGAGUUCAGGACUACGUUCACAUCAAAGGACCCACACUGGAGAGAAACCCUAUAAAUGCCUGGAGUGUGGACAGAGCUUUGCUCGUAGUUCAGGUCUACGUUCACAUCAAAAGACUCACACUGGAGAGAAACCCUAUAACUGCCUGGAGUGUGGACAGAGCUUCACUCAGAGUUCAGGACUACGUUCACAUCAAAGGACCCACACUGGAGAGAAACCCUAUAACUGCCUGGAGUGUGGACAGAGCUUUGUUCGUAGUUCAGGUCUACGUUCACAUCAAAGGACUCACACUGGAGAGAAAUCCUAUAACUGCCUGGAGUGUGGACAGAGCUUUACUCGAAGUUCAGGACUACGUUCCCAUCAAAGGACUCACGCUGGGCAGAAACCAUAGAAAUGCAUGGAGUAUGGACAGAGCUUUUCAUGGAAUAGACAUCAAUUUGAGUUUAGCAUAUUCUAAUAAUUGUAUAUUUAUUUCCUUUCUUAGUUUAAUAAAAUUAUUAGUAUCUAAA
Molecule: messenger RNA, 2867 nt
Organism: Anolis carolinensis (green anole)
Lineage: Eukaryota; Metazoa; Chordata; Lepidosauria; Squamata; Anolidae
Product: zinc finger protein 850-like
Exons: 2
Coding region: 632-2749 (705 amino acids)
Biological process (GO): regulation of transcription by RNA polymerase II
Cellular component (GO): nucleus
Molecular function (GO): DNA-binding transcription factor activity, RNA polymerase II-specific
Source: RefSeq, a predicted model, not a curated record